AUGUGGGUUCUUUCGUGGCAAGAUCCCAAUUCCGCCACCUCCCAUCCGUUGGCCUACAGCAGCCAGAUUGUCAUGGUGAACCCAGCGGCGAGCCUUGGCAGCAUCGAGAGUACCGUGGAGACCGUGGAGACCAUGAGCUCCAAAAGCGUGGCGCCCUCCAGUCCGGGGAAAUCGGAGCGUGGGGAAAGUCGGGCCUUGGCCCGGGCUGUCCCGGCCCCGGCCGGUCCAGGGGCCUUGUUUUCGGAGUCCGCUCUGAAGGCAUUUACUGCAGGCUACGCCUCCUUCGGACAACUGGACGGUGAUCUCACGUUGAAG
Messenger RNA from Symbiodinium sp. CCMP2456, 315 nucleotides. NCBI's taxonomy places the organism in Eukaryota, Dinophyceae, Suessiales, Symbiodiniaceae. The record is from the annotation of a GenBank genome assembly.